This is a messenger RNA of Peromyscus maniculatus bairdii (prairie deer mouse), 853 nucleotides long. It is a transcript of the gene Chrac1, whose product is annotated as chromatin accessibility complex subunit 1. Gene Ontology annotation, biological process: chromatin remodeling; DNA-templated DNA replication. The record is from RefSeq and is a predicted model, not a curated record. NCBI's taxonomy places the organism in Eukaryota, Metazoa, Chordata, Mammalia, Rodentia, Cricetidae. Gene Ontology annotation, molecular function: protein heterodimerization activity. Gene Ontology annotation, cellular component: nucleus; CHRAC.
CCGCCGGCGCGCGGGGCAUCACGGGCCGCCGGGACGCAGAAGAUGGCGGACGCGGCCGUGGGGAAAGACAAGUGCGGGGACCAGCGGCUCGUGUCGCUGCCCCUGUCCCGCAUCCGCGUCAUCAUGAAGAGCUCCCCCGAGGUGUCCAGCAUCAACCAGGAGGCGCUGGUGCUCACGGCCAAGGCCACGGAACUCUUUGUUCAGUAUCUGGCCACCUGUUCCUACAGACACGGCAGCGGUAAGGCCAAGAAAGCACUGACCUACAGUGACUUAGCCAGUGCUGCCGAGGACUCGGAGACCCUUCAGUUCCUGGCAGAUAUAUUACCAAAGAAGAUUUUGGCUAGUAAGUACCUGAAAAUGCUCAAAGAGAAGAGGGAGGAAGAGGAGGAAGAGGACGACGAUGAGGAAAGUGACAUCAUCGGCGAAGUCCUGGCUUAGCCAGCAGCAGUCAGUGCCUUCAGUGAGCCGUGAGCCUUCCGCGACAGCCUCACAGCCGUCAGUGCUGCAGUGCCGCUGGCUCCGGCUUGCAGCUCACUGCAUCCCUCCUGCAGUGGCUAGGACUGGGCAGCCUCCCCCCAACCCAGGCCGGGAGAGCUCUGGGCAGGUGGCACUGCUGUGCCUUUGGGUACAGCAGCACAUACCUCUGAGCUUCAUGUUGAACUUGCAGGAAGACCUGGAAAGCUCCAUGUCAGCUGUCUAGUCACAGGAACUUCUUGUUUCCACAAAUGGCUACAUGUGUAGCUCAUGUUCAUGUGCUGCCUUUGAAUUUUUGUAUUUUUUAACAAAUGGACUAUGCAUUUUUAUUGUACAGAAUUUGCUUUUCCUUUUCCAUUAAAGGUCUGUAUGUAUUUCA